This is a messenger RNA of Uranotaenia lowii, 5395 nucleotides long. RefSeq lists its product as uncharacterized. Bases 212 to 5176 code for a protein of 1654 amino acids. Lineage: Eukaryota; Metazoa; Arthropoda; Insecta; Diptera; Culicidae. The record is from RefSeq and is a predicted model, not a curated record. The transcript is spliced from 2 exons. Gene Ontology annotation, biological process: DNA integration. Gene Ontology annotation, molecular function: nucleic acid binding.
UCCACCAGCUUUAUCGCACCCAUCAGCGAUACCGCGUCCAACAACAUUGCAACAUGCUUUAUCGCAGCCCACUUACGGUGAUAAUGAUAUCGGUACUAUCAAUAGAAGCCAAUUAGCUGCUCGCCAAGCUGUCUCCAGGGAACUACCCGAAUUUGACGGAAACUCCGAAGAUUGGCCUCUUUUUAUUACGACAUUCAACUCAUCGACCCACAUGUGCGGAUUCUCAAAUGAAGAGAAUAUGUUGAGACUUCGGAAAUGCCUAAAGGGAAAGGCAUUAGAAGCUGUCAGAUCUCGUCUCCUCCAUCCAAGCAACAUUUCAGGCGUAAUGUCGAUACUGAAGAUGCUUUUCGGUCGACCCGAAUCCAUUGUCCAUGCUGUCGUGACGAAAAUAAGGAAAAUUGCCCCUCCAAGUAUGGAAAGACUUGAGACGAUCGUUAAUUUUGCACUGACAGUUGGAAACUUGUGUGCCAAUAUAGAGGCUUGCGGUGUACCGGACUUUGCGUACAAUGCUUCAUUGCGAUUCGAAUUGGUUCAAAAGCUGCCCACAAAUCUGCAGAUGCAGUGGGCUGAACAUUCGAGAAAUGUCGCCAGCCCAACAUUGUUACAAUUUAACAGCUGGUUGUACACCAUAGCGGAAGACGCAAGCUCGGUAAUCAACUCAAACUCCUCUUCAAAAAAUCGGCGAGACAAGGAGGGUUACUUGUACCAUCAUGAGGAACCCAGCGAUAACGAGGACACCUUAGAUCAAAACUCUCAGAGUACUAAUAUGACCCAUCAAGAAAUUAAGAAUGUUCGAAAGGAGCACUGUUUUACUUGUUCCGGCCACUGCGGCGCAGCUGACAAGUGCUCAUUAUUUUUGGAACUGGACUAUAACUCCAGAUGGAAAAUAGUCAACGAAAAUGGAUUAUGUCGCAAAUGCAUCAAGAGACAUAGUGGACCCUGCAGACGGCGCAAGGAAUGCGGCCAGAAUGGAUGUACUUUCCUACAUCACCCGCUACUUCAUAAUCCUGCAAAAUCGAAGCCACGUCCCCAACCAACGACAACGGUUGUGGGAAGCUGCAAUGUCAAUCAAGGAACUGCUAGUGGAGUCUUGUUUCAAAUAGUUCCAGUAAUUCUUCACAGCGCUACUAAAAAGCUUCAUACUUACGCUUUCAUCGACGACGGCUCCGAGCUAACCCUGAUGGAAGAUCAAGUUGCCAAAGAACUUCAACUGGAUGGUCCUAACCAAAGCCUUUGUCUUCGAUGGACAAGCGGGACUCAACGCAGGGAAGACGAAUCGCGAAAAUUAAAUUUGGAAAUAUCAGGAACCGGCGAAAACAUGAAAAAAUAUCCUAUCAAAAACGUGAGAACCGUGAAGUCCUUGAACAUUAGACCUCAAACGUUGAAUAUGGUGGAUAUGAGGAAACAUUUCAAACAUUUGCACAACGUUCCGAUUCAAUCCUAUGAAGCUGCUUGUCCCAAGAUUAUAAUAGGUGUAGAUCACGCCAAUCUGGGGCAUCCUGUGAAGAGUCUGGAAGGAAAAUCCGGAGAACCGAUAGCGGUCAAAUCACGUCUUGGAUGGACGGUCUACGGACGUCAUGGUUCGGCUGGUUCGAACUCGACUCGGUACCAACAUAUAAUCAACUACCAUUCAGUGCUACAGUGUUCAUGCGAAAAAUCCAGUGACGAGGACCUCCACACAGCCAUGAAGAAUUUCUUUGCCAUAGAAAACCUCGGAUUGACGAAGGGAUACGUUGCACUCAAUUCGAAAGAUGAUCAAAGAGCGAUCUCGCUACUCGAAUCAUCCACGCAUCUUAAAGAAGGUCAUUACGAAACCACUCUCCUAUGGAAGUACGAUCAUGUCCGCCUACCCGACAGUAAAAGUAUGGCACUUAGCCGUUGGCAGUGUUUAGAAAGGCGACUGCAAAAGGACCCAGAGCUGACUAAGAUACUUGACAAUAAAAUUAAUGAUUACGUCAAUAAGGGUUAUGCUCGAAAACUUACGGCCGACGAGUUAGGUGAAAAACAUCCGAGGGUAUGGUAUCUUCCUGUAUUUCCUAUUACCAACCCCAACAAGCCUGGCAAAACAAGAUUGGUCUGGGACGCUGCUGCAAAAGCACAUGGCAUUUCACUGAACUCGGUGCUACUGAAGGGCCCUGACCAAUUAACUUCGCUUUUCUCAGUCCUGCUAAAAUUUCGCGAGUUCAAAUUCGCUGUUUGCGGUGAUAUACGCGAAAUGUACCACCAGGUACUAAUACGUAGAGAAGACCAGCACUGCCAGCGUUUCUUUUGGGGCAGAGAUCCAGGAACAAAAAUGCCUUCGACUUACAUAAUGCAAGUGAUGACGUUUGGCGCAUGUUCAUCACCAUGUACAGCUCAGUUUAUCAAAAAUCGAAACGCUGAGCUAUACAAACAUCAGUAUCCAGCUGCAGCUAAAGCCAUAGUCGAAAAUCAUUAUGUUGAUGACAUGUUGCUUAGCGUUGAAACUGAAAAAGAAGCGAUAACGUUAGCUAGCGAGGUAAAAACGAUUCACAGCCACGCUGGUUUCGAAAUAAGAAAUUUUCAUUCCAACUCCUCCAUAGUAUCAGAUACCUUAGAAGGUCGGUUAAAGUCAGAUGUACCAAGCGAUAUUGACAUGAACAUCGGUAAAGAAGAAACUACAGAAAAAGUUCUUGGAAUGUGGUGGGAUACGUCGAAGGAUUGUUUCGUAUUCAAAGUAUCUCCAAGAAUUGAUCCGGCUCUUAUUUCUGGCAAUAAAAUACCCACAAAACGCGAGGUUCUACGCACGCUGAUGCAGAUAUUCGACCCAUUGGGGUUAGUUGGUCAUUUCUUAAUGUUUCUAAAAUGCCUGCUUCAGGAAAUAUGGAGAACGUCAGUAGGAUGGGACGACCCUAUAGAACACAAAGAGUUCCAGAAAUGGAAACGCUGGCUCGAAGUGCUUCCGACAAUGACUCAAGUCGAAAUCCCUCGCUGCUAUCGCUCCUUGGUACCAAUAAAUCUCAGCACCGACGUUCAAUUACAUACCUUCGUUGAUGCCAGCGAGAACGGUAUGGCAGCUGUAACAUACCUACGAUUCGAGAAUAACGGAAUAGUGGAAUGUGGUUUGGUUAGCUCGAAAACGAGAGUGUCUCCGCUUAAAUUUUUAUCAAUACCACGAUCCGAACUUCAAGCUAGUAUUAUAGGAGCCAGACUCUCAAAAUCAAUAAUGGAAUCAACCACAGUCACGAUAAACAAACGGUACUUUUGGACGGACUCCAAAACGGUGCUAUGUUGGCUAUCAUCCGAUCACCGAAAGUACAGCCAGUUCGUGUCUCAUCGAGUCAGUGACAUCCUAGAAUCAACUGACUUAUCGGAAUGGCAUUGGAUCCCAUCUAAGCUAAACGUAGCGGAUGACGGGACGAAAUGGAAAAAUUUUCCCGACUUCAACAGCACUAGUAGGUGGAUUCAGGGACCCAAUAUGUUAUCUCUGCCAAUGUCCUAUUGGCCUCGAUCAGAAGAAUCCUUAGGCACGACAGAUGUUGAGCUACGGCAUCAAGUUCUCUCUCACCAAGAAUAUCCGUCGAACUUAAUUAAUGUGGAGGACUUUUCUGUAUGGACAGUUCUUCUUCGUAAAACAGCCUUCGCUCUACGAUAUCUAUACAACCUGCAACGCACUGCUCGAAAACAACCUAUCUUAACAGGCCCGCUUGCAUGUGAGGACUUGCAAAAGGGAGAACAAUUUUUAUUUCGCAUCGCUCAGAAAACCGAUUACGCUCACGAAAUCGAAUUACUCGGCUCUCAGACUUCCCACGAAUGGAAAACUUGCAUUCCACGAAAAAGUCCCUUGUUCAAAUUAUGUGCCUUUCUCGACAGCAACCAAGUUUUGAGAAUGCAAGGUCGUAUAUCAUCGUGCGAAUUCGCCUUGCCGGACACGAGAAAUCCCAUUAUACUCCCCCGCAAUCAUCACGUAACUAGACUAAUUGUUUCAAGUAUUCACUCUCGGUAUCAUCACCAGAAUCAUGAAACAGUUAUCAACGAGAUUCGUCAGCGCUAUCACAUCCCGAGUAUACGAUCAUUGUACAAACAAGUUCGUAAAAGCUGUCAGGUAUGUAAAAACCAAAAUGCAAAACCUCUGCCUCCUAUAAUGAGCGAGCUCCCAGUCGGACGAAUGUCUGCCUUCGCGCGCCCAUUUUCUCAUAUGGGUAUUGACUACUUCGGGCCUAUGUUGGUCGUUAACGGCCGUAAACAGGAGAAAAGAUGGGGGGUAUUAGCGACCUGUCUAACUACUAGAGCGAUACAUUUACAGAUAGCGCACUCCUUAACAACCAACUCGUGUAUGAUGGCUAUACGCAACAUAAUGUCUAGAAGAGGAGUUCCUAUCUGCAUAUAUAGCGACAGAGGCACUAAUUUUAUUGGAGCCGAUAAGGAGCUCAAAUCAGCACUCAAAGAUAUCAACCAGGACAAACUCAUUGCUGAGUUUACCUCUCCUAACACCAAAUGGAGCUUUAACCCCCCAGCUUCCCCUCAUAUGGGAGGGGCUUGGGAGAGACUUAUUCGUUCUGUUAAACAGAAUUUGGCCAAACUAAAUCCAAAUCAUCGUCCAAAUGACGAAACGCUCGAGAAUAUGUUAAUCGAAAUUGAAAACAUUGUGAACUCGAGGCCCUUAACACAUGUUCCCAUUGACGACGAUAGCUCUGAAGUAUUAACGCCAAAUCAUUUUUUGGUGGGUUCCUCGAAUGGGUUAAAACCUUGGGUACCCUUUGACGACAGCGCAAUAGCAGUUCGGAAAUCAUGGCAACUAUCACGGACAAUGGCUAAUGUUUUCUGGAGACGGUGGGUCCACGAUUAUCUUCCAACUUUAACGCGAAGACAUAAAUGGUUUGAAAAUACCAAACCUAUCGAAGUAGGGGACAUUGCAGUCAUCGUUGACCCGAAUCUACCCCGAAAUUGUUGGCCAAAGGGACGUAUCAUCGCUACAAACAUCUCUCCGGACGGAUGCCGCCGAUGGGCGAGCAUACAAACAGCAACUGGAAUAUAUGAUAGGCCUGUAGCGAAACUUGCGAUCUUGGACAUCGGCGUUAUAGGUGACGGUACACGAGUGUACACUCCGGGGGGGACUGUUGCGACCGCCGAUCCAAACAUCGAACCCAUCGCUCCCCUAUCAUCGAACCAUCAUCGACCAAAAACGUCAAACAUGCUUUCACAGCAGGAACACUAACAACAUGUCAAAAGAUUAGGAAAAGAGAAUAGGUGAAAAUUUGAUUUGUCAUUCAAGCUACGGUUAAAACGAUUCCACGUUUAGUUUCGAAACUAGAUCACGUUAAAAUUCAGAGAUUUGGCGAUUAUAAAGUUUAAUCUAGUAAAUCUCUGGAUCUGCGUAAAUUACGACCUUUAUCGAUAGUGCCUUUCGCAAUUAAAAGCUAAGCACAUUGAACUG